AUGGCUAAUGACUUCUCAGCUACAGGACCAUGGGGUCUGUGUGGUCUGAUUUUCUUUGUAAAUCUUUGUAAAUUUCUCUCUCUCUCUCUCUCUCUCUCUCUCUCUCUCUCUCUCUCUCUCUCUCUCUCUCUCUCUCUCUCUCUCUCUGCAGGUCGGUGUGACUUCUACGCUUCCCGCGCCACUUUUUUGCCUUUCAUGUUCGCCCUCAUCGGCCAGCACCAUAGCCCCCUCGUUCCUGCCCUCUCCUCCAGGUUGAGGCCACGGGCGCCGGCAGCGACGCACCGCAAGCCUGAGCACCAGCAGACUCCGGCCCACAGACAGCCGGAGCAGCGGGCGCCUGGGCGGCGGCAGCAGCCGACGCCCGGGGUACCUCCGGCGAUCCUACAACUGGCGCCGGAGUUUGCAGCUUGGAUCCGCGCGGUGACGGAGGCAGGGCUGUACAGUCAUUGGCUGGACGCGGCGAUCCCCAACGCCACCUCCUGCGCCAACCGUCCCACCAGGCUCACCGUCACCUCGACCCUCGGCCUUCAAAACCUCUGGGGGAUGUUUUCUCUCCUUGGUGGUGGGGCGGCGGUAUCGGCCUUAAUUUUCGUGGGUGAGCUGCUGGCAUCCCGCUUCAGACCUUCAAUUCCUCUCCGUUGA
Eriocheir sinensis (Chinese mitten crab) is the source of this 642-nucleotide messenger RNA. RefSeq lists its product as uncharacterized. Bases 1 to 642 code for a protein of 213 amino acids. The transcript is spliced from 5 exons. The record is from RefSeq and is a predicted model, not a curated record. Lineage: Eukaryota; Metazoa; Arthropoda; Malacostraca; Decapoda; Varunidae.